CCGGAAGUUGUUGGGUGUGAAUCCUCUCGGCUCGGUAGUGAUGACACACAGCAGCAGCAGCGGCUUCUUCCAGAAGUUUCCUUCGCGGUUUACAGCUCGGCGGCAUCACACGGACACUCCUGCGUGAAUACGUUAUUUUAAGUUGCGUGGUGUAAGUUAAGUGACAUCUUUUCUCCUCAUCUCAGUAAAGAGUAGAAAGUUGUCCACGGACUGUGACAAGUGAGGGAAGCUAACCUUCAUAGUUAGCUAGCCAGCUAUUGUCCGCAGCAGUGACAGCUGCGGCGGCGGCGGAGGCGUCGGAGUCCGUUACCCGCACACGGGACAGGCUGGAUAUGUUGCUGGCACUGAACACUGAAGCAUCUGCGCUGACAAUGUCUUUAUGAAGUGGAAGAAGAACUGACCGGUCAUUGUAAUGGGUAAAGAUUACUACAAAGUGCUCGGAAUAGCCAAAGGUGCAUCCGAAGAUGAGAUAAAAAAGGCGUACAGAAAACAGGCCCUGCGCUAUCAUCCUGACAAAAACAAGACUCCCGGAUCAGAAGAUAAAUUCAAGGAGAUUGCUGAAGCUUAUGAUGUCCUCAGUGAUGCCAAGAAGAAGGACAUUUAUGAUCGCUUUGGUGAAGAAGGAUUAAAGGGUUCUCCUGGUUGUGGAGGUGGAGGACACAGCGGUUCAAGCUACAACUACACCUUCCACGGAGACCCUCAUGCAAUGUUCGCUGAGUUUUUCGGUGGCCGCAGCCCUUUCGAUCAUUUCUUCCCACAAAAUGGGGAUGACAUGGACAUCAACGACCCCUUUGGAGCAUUUGGCAUGGGGAGAAUGGGCGGCAUGGGUGGGUUUCACAGGUCCUUUAAAUCCCACCCGGGAGGCCAUCACAGAGCACAUGAGAAAAAGAAGGACCCGGCCGUGGUGCACGAGCUGAAGGUGAGCCUCGAGGAGGUCUUCUCAGGCUGCACCAAAAAGAUGAAGAUUUCCCGCAAGAGACUGAACCCAGAUGGCUGCACCAUGCGGAACGAGGACAAGAUCUUAACAGUCGACAUCAAGCGUGGCUGGAAGGAGGGGACAAAAAUCACCUUUCCCAAAGAGGGAGAUGAAACUCCCGCCAACAUUCCUGCAGAUGUGGUGUUUGUAGUUAAAGAUAAACCCCACCCGGUGUUCAGAAGAGAGGGCUCGGAUAUAAUUUAUCCUGCAAAAAUAUCACUCAGAGACGCAUUGUGUGGAUGCACAGUCAACGCCCCGACACUGGACGGCCGGACCAUCACUGUGACCUCCAGAGACGUUGUCAAACCUGGAAUGAAAAAGCGUAUUUCUGGAGAAGGGCUCCCUCUCUCCAAGUGCCCUGAGAAGAGGGGGGACAUGAUCUUGGACUUCACAGUAAAAUUUCCUGACAAACUGGGCCAAAGCACUCGAGAUGCACUCAAACAGGUCCUUCCACCGUGACGUGAAAUGAUAAAAGUUAACAUUUCCACCAACGAUUGAGGCUCAGGGCAGAUUUAGUUCCAGCUGCGUUUAAUUUGACUAUCUGAACGCCAAAUCCAUAUUCUUACCCAGUAUCUAGUCAAUGAGCAAUCAGCUGAGUAACAGUGUUAAGUAAUGGCCUGCCACAAUGUCAGAUUAAAGGUGGAAAAGAUAAUAAUAGAAAGUAUAUCAUGUGUAUAUAGGUAAUCAUGCAAGGUGUCAAGUGAUUUGGUUUGGCUGCAAGAAGGAGAAACCAGAGUGUUUUUGUUUUUAAAAAAUUGCUGAAAUGCGCCACUUGAAAAUGUAAUCUAGUAAGUGAGGAUUUGGUUUCACAGCAGCAGUUUUAGGGAGUGCUUUAAAGUAGCACGCAGCCAGCUAACAAUACCUCAGGUGCAGUGACGCAUGUAGCUAUAACUACAAUACAUUACUCAACAGGACAUGAUUUGGGUUGCUAUUAGAUAAAAUCAAGACUUAAACACCCUGAGAUAUGGGGAUGCACUGAUCUGAUCCACCAACACUGACUAUGAAGCGGAUCAGUAUCGAUCAACGUUAAAUGCACUUUCUUUGUCAGUUCAGUGUUUCAUCUACACUCGUAGUCACAGCUGACUGCCAGUUUUUAGGGCCACAAUCUCAUAAACUGACUAGAACAAUAUAAUUAAAAUGUGCACAAGCUGAAAAUGAAUAAUGGUGAUAUAUGGAUGUCUCCAAGAAGAAGGAAGAGAUAUGAAGUUACAGUUGUGUAAAACAUUAGAAUGAUUCCAGGGAGUUCCACACAGCGAGGAAGCAUUAAACAGAUUUUAAAUAUGAGUUUAGGUAAAGAAGAGAAAUAAAAUCCCUGGUGUUUAAGAUGGCAAAUAAUUGUCCCCAUGUAAUUACAAUGUGUGUGUGUGUGUGUGAGAAAAUAUGUUGAGAGCAUGUGUGUAUCCUGUCAUGUGUGACUGACAAACUACCAAAUCGUAUAAAGCUAUUUACUUCAUUCGUACCCUUUGAGGAUGCACAUCGAACAGUAUGUGUAAUAUUUCAGUUCCUCCUCACCUGGUGUUACUCUCCAAUCUGUUUGACUACUUAUUUAAUCUAAAGCCAGUUUUUUCUUCUUAUGUUUUUUUUUAACCCAACAUAGUACAAACCCGGUGCAGCCCGCAACUUAAAGGCCUGCAGAAUAUAUUUUUGUUUGAUUAUUCUCUUAUAUUAUGCCUUCCCUUAUAGCUCAUACCUGACAGCAUUCGGUCCAAGAUGUACAAUAUCUGGAAGUAUGUAGUUUCACAGUUCAGUGGGUAAAACUAUUGAACUCUGUCACAUUCAGCCCUGUGUACCUUUGACUGUAGUGAUGAAGGAGGUUAGUAAAUCAGUCAGUUCACUUUCACAUUUUAAGUAUUUUUGGUGUUGAUGUGACUGUCACCUGCUGGAGUUUUAAGUUUCUAAUUGACACAAACAUGUGGUUUAACAUGAAUGUAGAGAUGUGUAAUCUCUGUGAUGUGUAACUUUUUUUUGUAAAACAAAAAAAGGACAUUUGCUUUUUGUUUUUUUUCUUGCAAACAUUUUCCUUUUUUAAGGGGGAAAAAAAUCAUUAUUUUGUUUAUAUCUCUUGUUUUUGUUUUGAAUUUCUUCAUGUUGAGAUUCAAGAUAUUUAGGGGUUUUUUUUUAAACAACAAAGCUUUUAUGAAUUGAUAAUGUGAGGAGACAUUUUUAAUUAAUCUUUCCUAUGCUGUGAUGAUUUGCAUUUCCACAUUAAAGAGACUGGCUAACAA
This is a messenger RNA of Siniperca chuatsi (mandarin fish), 3201 nucleotides long. It is a transcript of the gene dnajb1a, whose product is annotated as DnaJ heat shock protein family (Hsp40) member B1a. Gene Ontology annotation, molecular function: transcription corepressor activity; Hsp70 protein binding. Gene Ontology annotation, cellular component: cytosol. The record is from RefSeq and is a predicted model, not a curated record. The transcript has 3 exons. NCBI's taxonomy places the organism in Eukaryota, Metazoa, Chordata, Actinopteri, Centrarchiformes, Sinipercidae. The coding region runs from base 413 to 1435 and encodes 340 amino acids.